CCCACCCUGCCAACGCCAACAUGGACUCGUUGCCAGCGCAUCAGCCUCUCUUCGACGACGACGACACCGAUGAGGAGCUCUCGGAUGUCCAGGUUCGGGAGCUGCUCAAGGAAGCCGCCCAGCGCAUGCGGGCAAAGGCAGCUUCCCAGCCCGUGACUACGGCAGAUGCGCCCUUCAAGCUUCCCAAGCUGAAGCCUGGCCAUAUUGCCCACACGCACGAGAAGAUGGACGGCAACAUUACCCGCUUGGAUCAUUCACAGCUCGUCGACAAGAAGCAGCAAGCGCUUGCCGACGGCAUCAAAAAGAUCGAGGACCCGCUUCAAGUGAGGAAGUUGAGGAAGCUCGAGGAGAAGAAGGCUACCGCUGGCGCUCAAUGGUUCAACAUGCCCAAGACUGAGCUCACGCCAGAGUUGCGCCGAGACCUGCAGCUCCUAAAAAUGAGGAGUGUUCUCGAUCCAAAGCGCCACUACAAGAAAGACAACUCCAAGAACGACGUUCCAGCAUUCUCGCAGGUUGGGACCGUCAUCGAGGGCGCCACCGAAUUCUACAGCAGCCGUUUGAACAAGAAAGAUCGCAAGCAGACCAUCUUGGAAGAGGUUAUUUCUCAAGAACAGGGCAGUGGCCGUUUCAAGAGGAAGUACGCCGACAUCGCCAAGACCAAGGCCAGUGGAAAGAAGGCCUUUUACAACGCACUCCAGGCGAAGCGUAGCAAGAACAAGGUCAUCAAGCCAUGA
Cucurbitaria berberidis CBS 394.84 is the source of this 734-nucleotide messenger RNA. RefSeq names its product nucleolus protein-like protein required for cell viability. Gene Ontology annotation, cellular component: nucleolus. Gene Ontology annotation, molecular function: RNA binding. The transcript has 2 exons. The record is from RefSeq and is a predicted model, not a curated record. Lineage: Eukaryota; Fungi; Ascomycota; Dothideomycetes; Pleosporales; Cucurbitariaceae. The coding region runs from base 21 to 734 and encodes 237 amino acids. Gene Ontology annotation, biological process: RNA processing.